Molecule: messenger RNA, 3225 nt
Organism: Fonticula alba
Lineage: Eukaryota; Rotosphaerida; Fonticulaceae
Exons: 7
Coding region: 1-3225 (1074 amino acids)
Molecular function (GO): protein binding
Source: RefSeq, a predicted model, not a curated record
AUGCCUUUCUUCUUCUUCGGCGACGACAACUUCAUCUCUGGUUCUGUAGCCGUCCGUUUCCAGGAACUUUUGGAGCACUUCCAGCAGCAGUACGGCCCAGGUAGCCGCCCGGGUCGACCGAACGCCCCCUCUCCCGUCCCGCAGGAUUCCGCUGCGCCACAGUCACCGCAAACACAGCAACCCCAAGCGCGACAGACGCCACAUCCGCAGCCGCCACAGCCGCAAGAGCCAUCCGGGUCGCCGGCUGCCCAUCCAGCACCGCCAACAGCCUCCAAUCUUCCCCGCACUCGCCCUUCCCAAGCCGUGUCCUGGCGCGUCCCCGCCGAGAGACUCACCGACUUCGCCGGCCGUCGUGCCACCGCGGCCCCCAGAACCGCCGAGUUCCUUGCCAGCCCGCCGACCGCCCGCCGCCGGGCAUUUGCCACCGCCACCGCCCGAGCUCGUCCAUACCCCGGGCCGCUCUCCGAGUCUGAAUCCACCAGCGUCGAAACCGACGCCAGCUCGCUGCUCCUCUUUCCGGGACUCUCUGCCGUGGGGGGCAUCACCGCCACCGCCACCGCCACCGCCACCGCCACCGCCACUGCCGAGCCAGAAGCCGGCUUCCCUAGUCUCUCGUCCCUGGCUGAGACGGCGCUCGCUUUUUGGGCCAGUUGGAUCACUGCCCGAGACCAUCCGCUGAUUGGCGAGUCCCCGAGCAGCCCCCCUUCCGCCGCUGCCGCCACUGCUGCCGCCCCGGAGGAGCAUAUGUUCUCGCCAUUGCUUUGGCUCAACAUCCAAGCCGGCUUCCGCGGAGAGCGCGAUUCCCCCCCCGCGGCUGGGACCUCCACAGCAAACCCCGAAGCCUCGAACACCCCCAUGGCUCGGCCAGUUGGCCCGGUCGAGAGCAUGGCCACUGCCAGCAGCGCAGCUCAUGCCGCCCACACCGGUGAUGAUCUCGCGGCCAUGGCAGCUGCCGCCCCUCGGCGCAUCAAAGUCAGCAUCCGUUCAAACUUCCUGGUUGCCGGUGGCCAACGUUCGGAGCUCACCUUGCGAGACCUCCGGACCGGAACCAUCACCAACAAGAACCUCUCUUCGUCGAUCAACAACGCACUCUUCAUCCACCGGCCCUGGCAAGACCCGGCCGCCACGCAUCUGUACGUCAGCAACAAUGACGAGAGCGUGCGCGUCUUCUCGCUGCCGAGCUUCGGCCAGGUGGCCCACCUCACUUGCGAGACGCCGGUCAACUAUGCCUCAGUCAGCCCAUGUGGCUCAUGGCUCGCUGUCUGCGGCGACAGCAAGAUCAUCUACCUCUACUCCAUGAAGUACCACCCGCCGACACAGGGUCUUGGCCAGCUGCUCGGGACUGGGCGCUCCGAUCGGGCAGGUUCGAUGGCCGACCCCCUUGGCCAUGCGGGAGGCAUGUAUGGCUCGAUUGAUUUCCACUUCGUCCAGAAGCUCAGCGGCGGUGCCAUUCGGUCGCUCAAGUACGUCGGCUCGGAGACCUUCAUCCCGGACUUGUUGGUCUUCGCCGAGCACACGCGCCAUGUCCAUGUUGUCGACGCGCGGACAUACAACGAUGCCACGGUUCUCCGAGUGCCAGGCCCCUCGGAGCUCGGGAACUCGGUCAUGUCACUCAGUGACCUGGCCCGACGGCACCAAGACCCGAAGGUCGACUCGUGGGAGGUGUACGACCGCAUCGGGUCCCAGUACAUGGCCGGGGCCAUGAAUGGGGACCAUGCCCACCGGGCGGCCACCAGCCCGCGGGCGACAUCGGCCACCGGGGCCGGCGCCGCUUCGCCCGUGGUGGGCUUCUACCCGGACUUUCAGUCGCUUUCGUCGCUGUUUGGACGCCUGGCGCGCGGUGGUGGGGGUGGCAGUGCCGCCGAAAGCAGCGACACCCUCAGCCGAUCGCCAUCGACCCAGCAGCAGCAGCAGCAGCAGCAGCAGCAGCAGCAGCAAUACCCCUCGCCUCGGGGGGAAACGCCCCCCGCGCAGCGGGUGUGCCGCCGUCGCAACUGGGCCCCUGGCGUGAAGAUGAUCAUCCCCAGCGACGGGAUCUCCGGCCGGGCAGCGAGAGGCCCGGCGGCUGGCACGGGCAGUGGCGCCGGUCCGGAAGACUGGUCCUCCUGGCUGGGGAACACCCUCUGGCCGAUGGCCGGCCGGUCGCCGGUGGGCUCCAGCUCCGGCCUCGGUGGAUGGGGCAUCCCUCCGACCGGCGUCCAGCAGCCGGCCGACGGGCGUCCGCGAGAGACGGUGGUGGACAUUUGCUCCGGGCCGGCUGGCGGCAGCGGCCCAGCAGCAGCAGACCCACGAGUGCCGACCUUGCGUGGUGGACGCUUUGUCCCGGAGUGGGUGGAUCCGCUGCAGGAGUCCCCGACUCGGGCGUCCUCCGAGACGCUGGCCAUCCACCGGCGCCGGCACAGUGCCCCCCCCCUGCGCCUCGGCCCGGAGGGCGGGGUGCGUACCAUCGCGCCCGCCAGCAGCAGCGGCAUGGCCGGUAGUGGUGACGGCGCCCGGUCGUCCUCGCCCAUGCUCCUCAGAGACCAGGACGCGCGGCCGAUGCCGCCGCUCCUACCCCGGCACUUCCCGGGGGUGGACUUCGAACUGGACGACGUGGCGCCCCUCCUUGCCGGGGGCCGGCGCCUUGUCCCCCGGUCCGAAGUGGACAUCAGCCCACUGGAGAUUGACCUUCAGGAAACCGAGAACCGGCAUUUUGCGACGGCCGCCGCGGUGGCCGCGGCCCAGCGUCCCCAGGCCGCCGGAUCCGGCGGCAGCCGACCUGGCUCCGAGCCAGCCAGUCCUGCACGCAGCCCGCCACACUCGCCGGUCGGACCCGGGCACCAGAGCUGGUCUUGGUGGUCGGGAGCCGGCCCGGCACCCGCAGGCACCGAGAGCGAGCAGGUCAACAUCGCCGGCCUGGCCGUGUCCCAGCGGGCCGACAAGCUAUAUGCCCUGCUGAAGGCUCCCUCACAUCCGCUGGCCAGCCUGGCAGGACUGAGCGGCCCGCGCGUGCACCUGGGCGUCCACACAACCAUCCGUCACUGGCAGCUGCGCGACAUGGUAUGCCCCUCUGGCUUGCUGGAUCCGCUAAGUCUCUGCACACCGACCGAGGAGAAUGACUUCCUGGAGAAGGCUUUCCCUUAUGGCUCGACCAAUGUCCACCGAGCGUCGCUCAAUGGCGUCCGGCCCCGGCCCGAGCGCGGCCUCUACUACGUGUGCGGGCACCGAGUCAACCGACGGCGCUGA